AUGCCCUCCGCUGGCUCUGGGCCCCCCGGUCCCUCGGGACCUGCAGCCCCUCCCCCUCCUCUCCCCGUCCACGCGGGCAGCCGUCGCCGCGCGCCCCCGAGGCCCCUUGGGCCUGGAGAACCCCUGGGGCCCGGACCCCUCGCGCCCCACGGCGAGGUGCGCAGCAGCCAGGGCGCGGCGCGGGGAGGCCCUUCCAGGGACAGCGUCUCCCUCCAGUACAGCCCGCGGGCCCCGGGGAUUCCCCGCCCCCGGAAACCGCGGAGGAACCAGGCCCGGAAUUGCCGGGAGGGAGGCAGGGCCGCCAGGCUCGCUCGGAGCCGGAGCGCCGGGCCCGGGGGUGGGAGUCCCCGCCAGGCCGGGGGAGCGGCACGGCGGACACAGAGGUCCGCGGGCGGCGCCCAGGUGAGCCGGCGGCCGCGCGCCCGCGCCGAGAUUUCCGGCCGCGAGCUCCGGGCGUGCGAAUCGGCGAAUCGCGGCUUCAAUCAGCGCGCUCUGGCCCUGCGUGCGCGGACCUGCUGCUCGGCGGAGCUGCCGCUGCCGCUGCUGCUGGUGCUGCUGCGGCUGCUUCCCGGCGCCGCACCUGGGCGCUGCGCGGAGUCGGGGGCGCCCGCCAGCCCUGUCUCACGACGCCUUGAACUUGAUACGGCGCCGAGCAGGAGAGAUCAGAACUCGCUCAGCUGGACAAGUGAUCAAAAGAGUCGGCAGUGGGGACCCAGCCAGCUGCUUUGCAAGAGAGAAGAUCCGGAGUUGGUUCCCAUCUGGAUUUCACCCUCGGAGACGUUCUCCGUCCUCCAAGGUGUUUCGGAAAAAAAAAUUGGGAUAGUAGCUUUUUGGUUAAAAUUUAAAUCUGUUCCCCGCACCGACCUCGCGCCACGGCGGCCGGCCCGGGGCGGGGGACUUGGGGCCCACCCUGCGCCGGACGCGGGCCGGGGUGACGGGGCAGGAUCGGGGAGGAGCUCGAGCCGCUCAGCCCGGCUGCCCUGCCCGUGUCACCCGGACGACCUCGCACACAGCCCCGGGCUGUCCACCACGUCGAGCAAAAAGGCCAAGACCAAGACCACCAAGAAGCGCCCUCAGCGCGCAACAUCCAACGUGUUUGCCAUGUUUGAUCAGUCCCAGAUUCAGGAGUUCAAAGAGGCCUUCAACAUGAUUGACCAGAACAGAGAUGGCUUCAUUGACAAGGAAGACUUGCAUAAUAUGCUGGCCUCUCUAGGGAAGAACCCGACGGAUGCGUACCUGGAAGCCAUGAUGAAUGAGGCUCCAGGGCCCAUCAACUUCACCAUGCUCCUCACGAUGUUUGGGGAGAAGCUCAAUGGGACAGAUCCAGAGGAUGUCAUCAGAAAUGCUUUUGCCUGCUUUGAUGAAGAAGCAACGGGCACCAUUCAGGAAGACUAUCUGAGAGAGCUGCUGACCACCAUGGGGGACCGCUUUACGGACGAGGAAGUGGACGAGCUCUACAGAGAAGCUCCGAUCGACAAAAAGGGGAAUUUCAAUUACAUCGAGUUCACACACAUCCUGAAACAUGGAGCAAAAGACAAGGAUGACUGA
This is a messenger RNA of Elephantulus edwardii (Cape elephant shrew), 1548 nucleotides long. Its product is annotated as serine/arginine repetitive matrix protein 2-like. Lineage: Eukaryota; Metazoa; Chordata; Mammalia; Macroscelidea; Macroscelididae. The record is from RefSeq and is a predicted model, not a curated record. Gene Ontology annotation, molecular function: calcium ion binding. Bases 1 to 1548 code for a protein of 515 amino acids. Gene Ontology annotation, cellular component: cytoplasm; stress fiber; myofibril. The transcript has 5 exons.